AUGCCGACAAGUGCAGGAUUUCCUUGGGAAUUGUUAAAGGCGGAAUGUCUCCGUCUAAUUUGCAUGCAAAUUGUGCAAGGCUCGAAGGAAGGCGGGGCAUAUCAGGGAGUAAUGCGCAAAGAAAGUAUGAUAGAAUUCCUGCGCGAUGUAGAUAAGCGAGGACUCGAACCUGCGCUGAAAACACUGGGAAAAACGCAAGCUCUUAGGAAGCCCCUUGAAUCCUCCUCUCCAGAAGAAACAAGUAGCCCAAAGCGCAAAAGCUCGCGCCUCGAAGAAGCAGAUGGCGAAGGGGACACAAGUCUUGCCCACAAUACCCGCUUCAAGGGCACGAAACGCGUCAAACUCACCAAAGAGGACCCUGACCCGACACCGAUCACACAAACCAAAUCACCGCGCAAGAAGAGCAAACCUAGGAAGAGCACAGACACCGCAGCAGAUGGAACAAAACGCUCAAGAGGCCGACCGAGGAAAAGUGUCGACGCUGUUGGAUCUACUUCUCCAAAGAAAAGCAAAGCUACCCCCAAGAAAAAAGCGCCUCUAUCAGAAUCUGCUGCUGACGAGGCAGGUUCUUCAAACAAACGUGGGCCAGGUAGGCCUCGAAAGAGUGCCAAGGGUGCUCCUGCUCCUCAAAGCAAGGCCAAAUCAAUAUUCGAUGGCGUUUUGUUAGAGCCACGCAGAACUUCAGCAGGGGUUCCAGCAGUGCAGUCUGAAGAACCUAAACAAACACUGGAAACCGAAAAUGCCGUCCAAGAAGAUGUUGUUCUGGCUACAUUUAUCAAUCAUGUGGAGAAUAACGAUGCCUCCAGUUUGGGAGGCUCUAACAAAGAAAACGACCCUAAUGAUUAUGUCGCACCUGAUGUCCAUGACGAUGACGCUGACGCCGACGGGGAACCGGAUCCCCAAAUCAUUGGAGAAGUUCCAGCCACAACCUGA
Psilocybe cubensis is the source of this 933-nucleotide messenger RNA. RefSeq lists its product as uncharacterized. The coding region runs from base 1 to 933 and encodes 310 amino acids. The record is from RefSeq and is a predicted model, not a curated record. The transcript has 4 exons. Gene Ontology annotation, molecular function: DNA binding. Lineage: Eukaryota; Fungi; Basidiomycota; Agaricomycetes; Agaricales; Agrocybaceae.